Pneumocystis carinii B80 is the source of this 1661-nucleotide messenger RNA. RefSeq lists its product as hypothetical. The transcript is spliced from 6 exons. Bases 47 to 1615 code for a protein of 522 amino acids. Gene Ontology annotation, molecular function: DNA replication origin binding; ATP hydrolysis activity; ATP binding. Gene Ontology annotation, cellular component: nucleus. Gene Ontology annotation, biological process: mitotic DNA replication checkpoint signaling; DNA replication initiation; cell division. Lineage: Eukaryota; Fungi; Ascomycota; Pneumocystomycetes; Pneumocystales; Pneumocystaceae. The record is from RefSeq and is a predicted model, not a curated record.
UUUCUAAUAUUUGAUAAGGAGUUUUAGGCUAUAAAUAAACAUAAAAAUGGAAGAAUAUAGAGGAUCAGCUCGAAGGAAGCGUUUACAUGUAAAUUCUAUAGAAAGAGUAUUAUCACUUACACCAAAGAAAAGGGUAAAAAAUAUUAAAAAAAGGGAGAUCGAAGAAGAGGAAUCAGAUACAGAAGAUGAAUUGGUUAUGCCAUUGCCUCAUACGCCUAGAUGUCAAGAUAAAACGGCUAAACAAGAGGGACUUAUUCAAAUGCAAAAAAUUAAAUGUUCUUUAACACCACAUUGUUUAAGAUCGGUUAAUAGAACACCUAUAUCAAAGAAAAUGUAUACGCCAACGACACCAACAGUUUAUUCUAAAGGAAAAGCGCUUUUUUCUAGAGGAGCUUUACCAGGCCAACUUAUAGGACGAUCUGUAGAAAGGGAACGUAUUAAGGAGUAUAUUAGAUGUCAUGUAGCAGAGAAACAGGGGGGAGGUCUUUAUAUUAGUGGUCCACCUGGUACAGGGAAAACAGCUGUUAUUACUGAUGUGAUAAAACAGCAAUCUAUGGAGGGAAAUAUUAUCUCUACAAGUAUUAAUUGUAUGGCUCAGGAUCCAAAGAGUAUUUAUUCUGAAUUAUAUGGAAAAUUAUCGGGAAAAGCAGGAAUUGUAGAAAAAAAAGCAUUUGAACAGUUAAAAAAAAUAUUUUUUAAGAGUAAUACGAUGUACCUUGUAUUUUUGGAUGAAAUUGAUUCUUUAAUUACGAAAGAACAAGAAAUUCUCUAUCAAUUGUUUGAAUGGUCUAGCAUAAAAGGUUCUCGAUUAAUUAUAAUUGGAGCAGCAAAUACAUUAGAUCUGGCAGAACGUUUUCUUCCAAAACUUAGAACAAAAAAUGCUAUGCCUCAAAUCAUUGCAUUUAAACCUUAUACUUCACGAGAGAUUUCUGAUAUAAUUGAAAGUCGUUUAUGUUCACUAUCUGGAAACAUUCCAAAAGGCUUUAUACCCUUUCUUCAUCCAUCAGCAAUUGAACUAUGUUCAAGAAAAGUUGCAUCUUCUACAGGAGAUCUUCGAAAGGCGUUUGAUCUAGUUAAAAAAACAAUCGAGUUUUUAGAAAUGGAAUCAUGCAUUAAUAAAAAGAAACCGUUAUCAGAAAUAUCUCCAAACAAACUGUUAUCGCCUCCUAAUACAAAUAAGUAUCCGACUUUUAAUGAAAAUAAUUUACAAGAUGUACCAAGAGCAACGAUAGAACACAUAAUUCGAGUUUCCAAUAUGGUAUUUAGAAAUUCUAUAAUUCAACAAUUUAAAGAUUUUACACUUCAACAAAAGGCUGUUUUGUGUGCAUUAUCUGUCUGUAAAAAAGAAAAUUUGAACGGUAUACUCAUUGGAAAAUUAUUUGAUACUUAUACAUAUUUAUGUCGUCGAGAUAAACUUCUACAUCCUUUAAAUUCAUUAGAGUUUGCAGACAUAAUUAGUACUCUUGAGACGUCUUCAGCUGUUAAUAUCAUUAAUACAACAAAUUCAUUAAAAACCAAUGAUAUAAUGAGCAAGAAAAUAGGCCUAGCUGUACCAGAAAUGGAUAUUCUAACUGCUAUUGGAGAUAUUGAUCUUUUAAGGCGUUUUUUUUACUAAGGAUUGAAGUGAUGUCAAUAAACGAUUGACCUAUUUAAUAAGUGUA